Closterium sp. Yama58-4 is the source of this 2034-nucleotide messenger RNA. The record is from the annotation of a GenBank genome assembly. Lineage: Eukaryota; Viridiplantae; Streptophyta; Zygnematophyceae; Desmidiales; Closteriaceae.
AUGGCUUCAGCUACUGUCAGUUCCCGAGUACGAUGGUCGCCCAUUCAACUUCCACAGCUUCAUGCCUCAAGAGUGAAACAUACUGUCAGGGUAUUUAUGCCCAAACCGGAGACAAGAAGCCUUUCUAUAGCAGAAGUCGGCGGAAACGAGAAGAUUAAGCAGCGAAUAAUAGGGGUUCGGCUUGAUAGCACCAAAAUUCGUGUCAGUCACACUAGGAUUUUCUCCAAACACAAUCCUGAAACAGGCGAGACGGAACAAGGCGACCUACCUGCAGCCUCAGACCCGGCCUCGCCAGCAGGCUCGGCAUCAGGCACGGUGCUAGGCUCGGUGUUGGACUCGGACCCAAGCCAGCGACGCAGUGUGCAGGUGACGUUCACGUGCGGAGCGUGUGGCGCCCGCACCUCACGGCUAGCCAACCCCCUGGCGCUCAAGAAGGGAACAGUUUUCGUGCAGUGUGGCGGCUGCGAGAAGUUUCAUCGAUUAGUGGACAAUCUGGGUCUGAUUGUGGAGUACGAUUUCCGAAACGAGAGUGGUAUCAUGGAUUUUGAGCUGCGGAGGGCGCAGCAGCGAUACGAGAAGGAGCAGCGGGAGAAGCGAGAGGCGGCGCGCGUGAAGGCGGAGAGACAGAGGAAGGCGAAGGAAGAGAUCGAGGCGCGUCGGAGGGCUAUCGAAGAGGCGCAGAGGCUCAAGCGGUUGGAGGAGGCAGCAGCUGCUGAAACUGCUCGGCGUCAAUUAGAGGCCGAUCUGCAAGCAGGAGGCGGUAUCCGCUUUAAUCGCGAGCUGAUUCCCGUCGCUAUAGCGGGCGACCGCGAUAAGAUCACACUCCCUCAGUCGGUGCUGUCGGAUCUCCCGCUCGAGGAGGCCCUCGAUAGAGGACCCAUGCUCUUCGAGCUCUCCGUUCCGCGCGCCGUUGGCGGAAGCGCGGCAGGCGGAAGCGCAACCGGCGGAAGCGCAAUUGGCGGAAGCACGGCUGGCGGAAUGGAGGUUGAUUGGGAGGAAGAGGAUGACGCAGACGAGGGUGAUUCUGCGGUCGAUGUUGAUAUUAACGGGGGCGAUUAUAACGGGAGAAGAGUGAAGCGGAGGGUGACGCACGGAGGCGUUUUGGAGUUUACUGCGCCGGAGGGCUGCGUAGGUCUACCACCUCUUAUACUCCGAAAUCUGGGGUUAUCAGGGAUUAUAGACGUCUUUAAUCCGUCCGGUUCUCCCCCGCCUGUGCGCGUCCGCUUCGUCAAACUCCCUAAAGCCACGUUCGCGCGGCUCCAGCCGCUGCGCCACGGGUUCCUUGCUGACGUGGCGAACCACCGCGCUGUUCUGGAGGCGGCGCUGCGGGGCCAGGCGGCGCUGACACGUGGCGACGUGCUAUUGGUCGGGUCGGAGUUGGGGGAGGUGGCGGUGCGCGUGUGCGAGGUGAAGGGCGUGGGCGGCGCGAGCGGCGCUGCUACAGUGAUUGAUGCUGACGUGGAAAUUGAGCUGUCGCCGUUGGGGAGAAGGUUGUAUCUGGGGGAGGUAGAACUGGAGUUUCGGUUGCAGCUUGAAGGGGGAUCCGCUGAGCUGGCUGCUGACGUGGCACGAGGAGGUGCUGACGUGGCGGAGGAGGAUGCUGACUUGUUCAAUCUCUCUGCGCACUCUAAAGAGUUAAUCUCCUCGGAUCUAGACCCAUCUACGUCUGCUGCUGCUGCUGCUGCUGCUGCUGCUGGUGGUGGUGGUGGUGGUGAUGCUGCCGCUGCUGUGCCUCCCACCGACCAAUCCCGCUGCGCCAACUGUCGCCAGCUCAUCGCCACCCGCACGCUGCCCCUGCACGAGGCCUACUGUUCCCGGCACAACGUUGUUUGUCCGCAUCCCGGGUGCUCCGUGGUUUUGAGGCGGGCGGAUUUGGAAUCGGGCGGCGAGCAUCACCAGCACUGCGGGGAGUGUGGGGAGGUGUUUGGAGGGCGCAGGGAGAGGGAGAAGCACGAGCGGGUUUUGCAUGGAGAAAUGGUGUGCGAAUGCGGACUCAUGGGCAAGGCUGCUGAAGUAGUAAGUGUGACAUUGUAA